This is a messenger RNA of Colletotrichum costaricense, 333 nucleotides long. RefSeq lists its product as uncharacterized. The transcript has a single exon. The record is from RefSeq and is a predicted model, not a curated record. NCBI's taxonomy places the organism in Eukaryota, Fungi, Ascomycota, Sordariomycetes, Glomerellales, Glomerellaceae. The annotation marks the transcript as partial.
AAAAGGAAGAGAAUCAAGCUUUCCUCGAGUGAUCCCUCGCAGCUUGGCCAACCCCCCCAGUGCCCCCGUCUGGAUCCUCUGUGCCCCUCAGCUCUCAUUUCCCACCUUCUGCCCGUCCACAAUUGCCAACGGGAGCACGUGGGCAAAGUUAACCCUGUGCGAGUCUUGACUCUUGACUUUCUGAAGAGAUGGCAGCGAUCAAAGCCCACCAGGAGCCUUGCCUUUCUUGGCGAUUCCAAGACGUACGAGAGAGCGAAUCACAUAAUACCACCCCCCCCUCCCGUCUCAACCGGACUUCCCACAGUGUCCUCUCUCCAGCUCCCUGACUAUUAA